CACACUGCCUGAGCAGCUUGAUGGAGAUGCCUGCAGGGAAGGUAUUUCAUUUCUUGUUCACUCUCCUGAUGAAGCAAGUGUGUUUCAGAAGAUGAAGAUGACCUUGCAACAUCGCCAGGACCUAGUGCAUGAUCCACAGAGAACCACAGAUGUCUUUAAAACAUUCCCACGAUUUUUAGAUGUGAAAGGACUGCUGAAUCAAGACUUCCUGCUGCUGUUUGGAGCUGAAACAGCCUCCAAGAUGCUUGAGAAGUGGGACACAGCAUUCAGGCCCAAAGUUAUCAAAGAGGCCAAACACUUGACUCUGUCAACUGAGCUGUGCCGACUUCUGAAAGCUGCUGAGAAACUCACAGAAAACGAUGACACAAACUGGGACAGCGACAUGGCUUCUCUACUGCUCCUUCUCCAUCUCUUGCCACCCACAGCUGGACAGAAGAGGGCCAAGAUAACUUGCAGUAAUGCAGUGGACAAAAUGGUUCACUUUCACAAGUCAUGCUGCAGCAUCGAUGAACACCUGCGAGGAAGAGAGGGUAAACAACCAUAUAUCCUUGCUGCUGGCCGAACCCAGAACAGGAUUGACACUUUCUACAUCGUCGUGGACAAACAGCUCAUCCCCUGCCAAGCUGCCAACUCGUUGGGUGCUUUUGAUGAACUAUUUAAAUCCCACUACGUGUUCAACCUAUCUUAUGAUGAGUCUCUGGUCCAGCUCUACACUUUUGUGCAGACAACAAUCUAUAACAUUGAUGUUACCACAACAGAAGAGUCACCAAGAGUUCGUGAGUUACGUGAAAAAAAACUCAUCAACUAAAACACUGAAAAAAUGUUUGUGCUUCAUUUGUCAAGCUGUGCAUGUUCUCUGCCAGUCCUUGAUAACUCAUCUAAGAACUGAUCACAGUUUCUAUCCUAGCACCAGGCUUAAGUUGGUUUGUUCACAAGAUCGUUGUAGGCGUCAGUUUUCAACAUAUUCAGGUUUCAAAAAACAUCUAAUUAGUGCUCAUGAGACGGGUUCUUGUCAAAGUGGUGAUGCAGCAAACUUAGAGUCAUUUCAAGCUAAUUUUAAUUAAUAAAAAAGAUACUUGUUGUCAACAAUGUUAUCCACUUCCUGGUGAACAAGGUUGUGGUUGAUAAUUUCAGUGAGCAUUUUCAUGCUUACCAAGUAUAUGAAAGUGAUGAGAAAGAUGUUAUUAAAGCAGACAGUCUUGAAAUAUAUAAGCCUUUUGACUUCCAAAGUGCUUAUGGUGGAGAUGAGAGCCUCUAUAUUGUACCAUUAUUUUCUUUGUAAAUGUGCACAUAGAGUUAAGUUGUGCCCAACUCCCAUGAUGCUAGGAAGUUGGGUUUUUUUUGUCCUGAAUUAAAAAAAAAAAAAAAAAAAAAAAAAGAUACAUUUGUUGUAAUGAUUAAUUGCACUUGAUCACUGUAAAGUGACUUGUGGGUCAACACUUUUAAACUUCUGUAAGCACAGGUGGUAAAGAGAUUUACAGCAUGAUAGUGUUAUGGUGAUAAACACUUAAAAAUACACUUUCAUGUGUAAUAAGACAACACAAUGAAUGUUAAAAAUUAACACUCCUAGUGAAAGGAAAUAACACAUUUUAGUGUUAAAAGUACACUUUCAUGUGUCAUUAAACAACACUCACAGUCUCAGAUAUUUAACACUAUUCAAGAGUUAAAAUAUUAACACUUUCCAAAGUGUAACUUUAACUCAAAAUCCGUGAGAAUUAUAUAAACUCAGAAAAAGUGUUGAUUUUAACACUAUGCGAGUUAAAUUAACACUUGUGAUUUUGCUGUGCAGGUCAAUGUGUAAGUUUAAAUCACAAUAAUAUUACAGGGGAAGACUAUUACGUUCAUUCAUUUAGGUGCAAUCCCGCGGGGGUGAAGCGCACGUGGCAGCAGCUGAAGAUGAAAUAUAAGAACAUUGUUCAAACAGGUAAGAAGUCGGCAUAAUCUCAUGGAGCUACCUCAUUUUGAUCAUGUUUUACAUUGUAAAGUAGCCUAAAUAUUAGGUGGCUGUGUGUCUGUGCAGUGGUUUUACCCCGCACAUAGCCUAAAUGUCUGCAUCCAUAUCAUGUUCUGUUAAACAAUUAAGCCUAUUUAAACUAACACAGACUUCUACUCAGCCAACAGAAAGAAAGGAGAUGCCUGUAAAAAGGGAGGUGGCCCAGCACCACCACCUCUAACGGAAGCAGAGGAGCUGGUCCUAAGCCAGAAUUUGGGAAGGCCAGUGGCUGAGGGAAUCCCUGGAGGGAGCUCAUCCUCUGAGACCACAUCCCAAGACACAAGUGCUUUUAUAAAAUAUUCUGAUGGUACUAUCUGCCUGGUGGAGCCCCUUCACACCACAACAGACCUUGUAACUGAUGAAGAGGAUGAAACUGUCUGCUGCCUUUACAGAGGGGGAUCCAGAAAGGCAUACAGAGAGCAUGGCUGGACAGCAGCAGGAUGGUCCCUCAACUUCCACUGCACAGAUUGACACAGUGAGAUGGAUGUUCAGUAAACACCAGAGGUUCAGUCCAUGGAAUUCAUGUGCAACUGUAUAAUUUAAUGUCCUUUAUGUAUUCCCAGUUACCAGUAAAACAAAUAUACAAAAUCGACUUGCUGAGAAAAAUACAAAAAACAGAUAAAGAAAUGCAGUACUUGGACCACCAGAUUAAGAAGGCAGAUCUGGAAAUUGAAAUACUGGAGCACAAGUUAGAGGUGGAUGCAGGUCACAGGUGAAUUAUGUUAACUACUGGAACAUUAACUAAACUAGCUCUUUUAUUUGUAGGAAAUAAAGAAGACCAAAUGAAAUGUAUGUCAUGUGUUUAU
This is a messenger RNA of Amphiprion ocellaris (clown anemonefish), 2799 nucleotides long. RefSeq lists its product as uncharacterized. The coding region runs from base 92 to 808 and encodes 238 amino acids. NCBI's taxonomy places the organism in Eukaryota, Metazoa, Chordata, Actinopteri, Pomacentridae. The transcript is spliced from 7 exons. The record is from RefSeq and is a predicted model, not a curated record.